AGCUUCAGGUAACACACAGUCCCCCUCACACACACACACACACUCGUACAGAGCUCCGCACUGUUUACCUGGAACGUUUCCCUCUUUGUGCUGCUGCUGGACUUAAGUGCAAAAGUGACUUUUAUCAUUCAGAAGAGACUUUUCUUUCACUUGAAGAGUUUGGACUGAGAAACUGAGAGUGAGUUAUAAUUAAAAUGAUAUAUUUCUUCUCUUAGAUAUGAAUGUUUCCAUCUGUCCCAGAUAGCCUGGCAGCGUCUCAGGUGUUUUCCCUGUGCUGGGGUGCUGCUGAGCCGUCCGAUGACAACACCUGAACAGCCUUGGUGAGAACGAGACUCCCUAACCCUAACGAUGCCGGUGGUGAAAGUAGAGAAAGUGUCUUCCUCUGAUCUCCCCCAGCCGGCCCCCGGCCCCCCCGCGGAGGAGACGACCCGCGGCCGGCGGAGGAAGCGCCCUCUCCAGCGGGGGAAACCCCCCUACAGCUAUAUCGCCCUCAUCUCCAUGGCGAUCGCAAACUCGCCCGACCACAAGCUCACCCUGGGCUCCAUCUACAAGUUCAUCACGGAGCGCUUCCCGUUCUACAGAGACAACUCCAAGAAGUGGCAGAACUCCAUCAGGCACAACCUGACUCUGAACGACUGCUUCAUCAAGAUCCCGCGUGAGCCGGGCCGGCCGGGGAAGGGGAACUACUGGGCGCUGGACCCCAACGCGGAGGACAUGUUUGAGAGCGGCAGCUUCCUGCGCCGCAGGAAGAGGUUCAAGCGCUGCGACUUCACCACCUACACCACGUACCUCCACGACGCCCCCGUGUUCUCGCCCGUGCCGGUGUCACGGGCGUACGCCAGCUCGGUGUACCCUGCCAACAUGGCGGGGCUGAGCCCGGGGCUGAGCCCCGCUCCGUACGGCCAGCAGCUGCCCUCGGCCUACUACCCGUCCCCCUCGCCGCCUGGCUACAGCCCGGGACAGCCACACCCCCGCAUGUUCAGCAUCAACACCCUCAUCGGCCACCCCACAUCCUCCAGCGGCCUGGGAAGCCAGGGCCCGGAGUUGAUGCAGCAGCCCGGGCGGAGCUUCAGUCCGGAGGGGACGCCCGCCGGGCCGAGCCCCUGCAGCCUGGGAGCCCCGGCCUUCCAGCCCCAGUCCUGCGGAGGGGCCAUGCUGUCCCGGUCCUCGGCCCACGUAGGGUUCACCUACCCUGGGCAGAACGGACACCACCACCACCCCCCCCACCCUCACCACCACCAGGGCCCCUACCCUCAGGGACAGGGAUACGGGGGGCAGGGCCGGCACCCCUCCACCCCUGGGUCUGGAGACUCGGGGGACCUGUACGGGCGGGCCUCCCCGGCCCAGCUGGGAUCGUUCCCCCAGUACACCGGGGGCCCGGGCCCCCUCACCAGCAGCGGCACCUACCUACGGCACCCCGCAUACUCAGGGAACAUGGACAGGUUUGUGUCCGCCAUGUAAAACUGGACAUAGUUUAUCUAAUGACUGAGUUGAUUGACCGUUCUUUUUAGUGAUUAAUUUUCGACAACUGGACAAAAAGUAUGUCGACGUGGAGAUCUGCAGUUACCCUGGGCAACGAGAUAGACUUCUGGAGGAGAGACUGUUCAAAUGUGUUUUGUGUUGUCGUGGAAUUUGUAGCGUUUACUUGUUUUUACGCUUGUUGACGAAUUAAACAGGGUUGAAACGGUCAUCGGUAUUGCACUAACCCUACCACGGCAUGAAUACAGCGAGUGAUAACUGACAGGAUAAGGCAUAAGGCGUGUUUUCACAACCACACAAGUCCGUACAAGAAAAUCUGUCAACGUGUUUGAAGUGAACCAUAAUAUAAUUCAUAAUACUGCUUUUCAAAUGCACAGUUGAUAUUCUAAUGUUAAAGGUUAAAAGCAUUUUGAGAUUUAAAUGAAAAUAUAAAGACUCAAGAUCGUUCUGUUGCUAUAGCUUCUUGAGUGGAACUGUUGUUAUUUUACAUAGUUAAGUUGCAAUUUCAAUGGAUUUAUAUAAUUUGCUGUAAAUUAUUGUGUAAAAUGCUUUGAAUAGAAUUGAUAAAAAUGAUUUUUGUGGA
Osmerus eperlanus (European smelt) is the source of this 2062-nucleotide messenger RNA. It is a transcript of the gene foxe1, whose product is annotated as forkhead box E1. The transcript has a single exon. Gene Ontology annotation, biological process: regulation of transcription by RNA polymerase II; cell differentiation; anatomical structure morphogenesis. Bases 349 to 1461 code for a protein of 370 amino acids. NCBI's taxonomy places the organism in Eukaryota, Metazoa, Chordata, Actinopteri, Osmeriformes, Osmeridae. The record is from RefSeq and is a predicted model, not a curated record. Gene Ontology annotation, molecular function: RNA polymerase II cis-regulatory region sequence-specific DNA binding; DNA-binding transcription factor activity, RNA polymerase II-specific.